Hipposideros armiger (great roundleaf bat) is the source of this 6884-nucleotide messenger RNA. RefSeq names its product NCK associated protein 1 like (gene NCKAP1L). The transcript is spliced from 29 exons. Gene Ontology annotation, biological process: cell migration; neuron projection morphogenesis; cell projection assembly. The record is from RefSeq and is a predicted model, not a curated record. NCBI's taxonomy places the organism in Eukaryota, Metazoa, Chordata, Mammalia, Chiroptera, Hipposideridae. Bases 196 to 3156 code for a protein of 986 amino acids. Gene Ontology annotation, cellular component: SCAR complex.
GAAGCACAAGAAGAUUCUGAGGCCUGUGAGCUGUAAUGACUGCUUUUACUCGUGAACCAAUUGUAGAGGCAACAGGAAGACCAGCGUACCAACCAGGCUGAGUCCCUCUGCCCAGAGGGCGUCACCACCCAAGCUGAAAGUGUUUGGGGAGAUCAGGCAUUGCUGUCUGGAUGCUCGGCUCUCUCAGUGGCCAUCAUGUCUUUGACCUCUGCCUACCAGCAUAAAUUAGCAGAGAAGCUCACUAUCCUGAAUGAUCGAGGUCAGGGGGUUCUCAUCCGUAUGUAUAACAUCAAGAAGACUUGUUCAGACCCCAAAUCCAAGCCACCUUUCUUAUUGGAAAAGUCCAUGGAAUCAUCUCUCAAGUACAUCAACAAGAAAUUUCCCAACAUAGAUGUCCGGAACAGCACGCAACAUUUAGGACCAGUACAUCGAGAAAAAACUGAGAUAAUUAGAUUUCUCACCAACUACUACCAGUCAUUUGUGGAUGUCAUGGAAUUUCGGGAUCAUGUAUAUGAACUUCUCAACACCAUUGAUGCCUGCCAGUGCCAUUUUGAUAUCAAUCUCAACUUUAACUUCACUCGGAGUUACCUGGACUUGAUUGUGACUUACACCUCAGUUAUUUUACUUCUGUCACGGAUUGAGGAUCGACGGGUACUAAUUGGCGUGUACAACUGUGCCCAUGAGAUGCUGCAUGGGCAUACUCUGAUGGCCUGUGAAUAUCUGUCUGUGGAAGUGAUGGAACGCUGGAUUAGCAUUGGGUUUCUCCUUUGUCAUGGAUGCCUCAACUCCAACAACCAGUGCCAGAAGCUAUGGAAGCUCUGCCUGCAAGGCUCCCUGUACAUCACCCUCAUCCGGGAGGACGUGCUGCAGGUGCACAAGGUCACCGAGGACCUGUUUAGCAGUUUGAAAGGAAGUGAAAUUGCUGAGGCCCUUUAUACUUUCAUGGCCCUGUCCUUCAUUCGUGAUGAGGUUACCUGGCUGGUUCGCCAUGCAGAAAACGUCACCAAGACAAAGACACCUGAGGACUAUGCUGACUCGAGCAUUGCAGAACUGCUUUUCUUGUUGGAGGAGAUUAGGGCUCUCGUCCAAAGACACAUCAAAGUGAUACAGCAAUACCACCUUCAGUACCUGGCCAGAUUUGAUGCUCUUGUGCUCAGUGACAUCAUUCAAAACCUGUCUGUAUGUCCUGAGGAGGAGUCCGUCAUCAUGUCCUCAUUCGUCAGUACUCUCUCCUCUCUGAAUCUGAAACAAGUUGAUAAUGGAGAGAAGUUUGAAUUCUCUGGAUUGAGGCUGGACUGGUUCCGCCUACAGGCAUACACCAGCGUGGCCAAGGCUCCCCUGCACCUGUAUGAGAACCCUGACUUAGCCAAGGUGAUGAACCUCAUUGUCUUUCACUCCCGAAUGCUGGACUCAGUAGAGAAAAUGCUGGUGGAAACUUCUGACUUGUCUACUUUCUGGUAUGGCAAGCGAGUGGCAGACAUCAAGGAAAGCAAGGAACAUGUAAUCACAAACAGUCACCUGAAGAACCACGGCCUCCACCACUGCAACUCCUUCCUGGAGGAGUUGGCCAAGCAGACCAGUAACUGUGUCCUGGAGAUUUGUGCCGAGCAGCGAAAACUGAGCGAGCAGCUUCUCCCUAAGCACUGUGCCACUACCAUCAGCAAGGCCAAGAACAAGAAAACCGUGAAGCAGAAGCAGACUCCCAAAAAAGGAGAGCCUGAGAGAGAAAAGCCAGGAGCUGAGAGUCACCGGAAGAACCGCAGCCUUGUUACCAACAUGGACAAGCUUCAUGUAAGCUUGACAGAAUUGGCACUGGCAAUGAAUCAUGUAUACAGCUUCUCUGUAUUUGAACACACUAUCUUCCCUUCUGAGUAUCUCAGCAGCCAUCUGGAGGCCAGACUCAACAGAGCGAUUGUAUGGCUGGCUGGUUACAAUGCCACGACCCAGGAGAUUGCGAGGCCUUCUGAGCUAUUGGCAGGAGUCAAAGCGUACAUCAGUUUCAUACAGUCACUGGCCCAGUUUUUGGGUGCUGAUGUUUCCAGAGUCAUCCGCAACGCCCUUCUGCAGCAGACACAGCCGCUGGACUCGUGUGGGGAGCAGACUAUCACCACUUUCUACACAAAUUGGUACCUAGAAAGUCUGCUUAGACAGGCGAGCAGUGGGACUAUCAUCCUGUCUCCAGCCAUGCAGGCCUUCAUCAGCCUCCCCAGAGAGGGCGAGCAAAACUUCAGUGCAGAGGAGUUCUCUGACAUCUCUGAGAUGCGGGCCUUGGCUGAACUCUUGGGCCCCUAUGGCAUGAAGUUCCUGAGUGAAAACCUGAUGUGGCAUGUGACCUCUCAGAUUGUGGAGCUGAAGAAGCUGGUGGUGGAAAACAUGGAUGUGCUUGUUCAGAUCCGAUCGAACUUUAGCAAGGCGGACUUGAUGGCUUCUCUGCUGCCCCAGCUGAUGGGGGCUGAUAAUGUGCUGAAGCGCAUGACCAUCAUUGGAGUUAUCCUCAGUUUUAGGGCCAUGGCCCAAGAGGGACUCCGGGAGGUUUUCUCCUCUCACUGCCCAUUUCUUAUGGGUCCCAUUGAGUGCCUGAAGGAGUUCGUCACUCCAGACACAGACAUCAAGGUGACCCUGAGUAUCUUCGAGCUGGCAUCUGCUGCAGGAGUGGGCUGUGACAUUGACCCAGCCCUGGUGGCUGCCAUUGCUAAUCUGAAAGCUGAUACUUCAUCCCCUGAGGAAGAAUAUAAAGUGGCCUGCCUGCUCUUGAUCUUUCUUGCAGCUUCCCUCCCACUCCUUGCCACAGACCCUUCCUCCUUCUAUAGCAUUGAGAUGGAUGGUUACAGCAACAAUAUUCACUGCCUGACCAAAGCCAUCAUCCAGGUGUCUGCUGCCCUCUUCACACUCUACAACAAGAACAUUGAAACUCACCUCAAGGAAUUUUUGGUGGUGGCCUCUGUCAGCCUCCUGCAGCUGGGCCAGGAGACGGACAAGAUUAAAACCAGAAAUCGGGAAUCCAUUUCUCUACUCAUGCGCUUGGUGGUAGAGGAGUCCUCCUUCCUGACCCUAGACAUGCUGGAGUCCUGUUUCCCUUAUGUCCUGCUUCGAAAUGCUUAUCGGGAGGUAUCCCGGACCUUUCAUCUGAACCGAGUGCCGGCCAGUACUCACUGAAGAGUCCUGUGGACCUACCCAAACCCACGCCAUACUGGAAGCUGUGGCCAUUUUCUCAAGGGGUGGGAAUGGGGUGGGUCUGGUGCCAGAGCUGAUGAACAGGCAUAUGGAGGAACAGUCGAGGGCUGAUAAAUCAGAGAAGUGGGGCAGGCUGGGGGCUGGGGGGGAUAGAAGACAGGUUAUGGAAAAAGUUAGGGGAACGGGGCCAUGUGUGUGAAUUUUUACAAUGAAAAAACCGAGUGACAGAGAAAUAUGUUUUCCAUCUUCUGUUGACUGGAGCUUGAGUUCUGACUGGCAUGAAUCCCUCCGACCUUCAUCACUAUUCUAGGAUAAUGCCGGCCGACAGAGAUGAUCAAUCAUCAUAUUAAACUGUAAUGAGCUUAUAAUCCUCCCACUGGAGCUGCUAUUGUCUCCUGUACAUUCAUUAGGACGAUUAUGUCCUCUUUUCCUUUUCCAAACGUGUUCAGCAAACAUUCAGCCUGCUCCUACUGCAAAAUCCUAGCAGAGGAACCCCGAUUUUUCCUUUGGGGGGAGGCUCUUUUAGGAGCCAUGGGUCUCUUCCUCUGCCCCCAGCUCUACUGCCUAUAGGGACAAUGAGGAAGUGCUCUUGAGACAUUUUCACUGCCCCAAACCCCUUCACCUGCCCUACCACAUCUCGUGGGUAACAAGUAAGCUCUCUCAUUAACUUUCACACCUCCUGCUUUUUCUCUGACAUCGCCACAACCCAGAGCAGAGGGUCAGUCUAGGUAAUUCUAGGUCACACGACAACUAAUUGGACCAGAGUCAUGUGGGUUUCCCUCCCAGACCACUUGGGGUACUCUGCCUCCUAUCUGGAAAGACUGACUUAACCCGAAUCCCCUUGUCAUCCUGGGUACAGCUGUUGCUCCAGGCAGGGAUUUCUCUUCUAGAUCUUAAAUUUCAUAGACCUCAUUAGGUUAUAGGGCCCUGACAGUGGGUAUACUUGAGGGAGUACGAGCUGUUUCAGCUCAGCCCUUUUCUGCACUAAUUAGAAUUUCAAGAGUCACAAAGCCUAGGGGCGUUCACAAUAGCACUAAACUGGGUUUAGUUAACUCCAUGGCAGAAAACAGUGGCCUCCAUCCAUCACUUCUGUGCACUCACUGCUGGAAAGGCUGGAGCAACAGAUCAUAUAUGUCUCAGGUUCAGAGUGGUUGGAAUGGACAAAUAUAAUUAACUAGUUGAUUAAUCAGGGUCACGUCCAUAGCUCCACGAUAAAAGGGAAGCAAUUGCUGGCUUUCAGCAAAACCAUCUGGCCUUCAUUAAAGCUAUUUGAUAGCUGUUUUUUGGAUUUUGUAUGUGUGUUUGAUCUUUAUUUCUCGAGACCCAGGCUUAGUCAAUACUUUUUAAAUUUGGCACCCAUAAUCAAAACAAGUUUUUCUUAGUAACAAGUGUCUGCUCUUUAGGAUAGAAGCAACACGCUUCGUGCAUCGGCAAAUUGUCCGUCCUUGCUAUAGAAAGGAAAUUUUGUUCUAAGCAAUGAUUCAAGGUCAGGCCCACUGAAACUGAGGGCAAAGUUGAUGAGAAAGAGAAGGCUCAGAAGUAUCUGGACAACGAAUCUUAAAUACUUACAUCUCUGCGGGGAUCAUCAUCUGGAGGAGAUGGAGACCUCUUUUCCAUAUAUAUGUGGAACUGCUUAUGAGGAGCCUCCCCGAGGACCAAAGACAAGUUACUGCAGGGGAACAGGGUAGACAUAAUGCCUUUUAUUGUUUUAAUUAAAAUUUUUAUUGAGAUAGUCAAUCCAAUAAACAAAUGCAGAGAUCCUAUGUAUCUUUACCAGUUUCCCUCCAUGGUAACAUCUUGCAAAACGACAGUAUACUAUCAUAACUAGGAUAUUGAUAUUGAUGCAAUCUGCUGAUCUUACUCAGAUGUCCCCAGUUUCACUUAUACUUGUUUCUCUGUGAGUGUGUAUUUAGUUCAGUACAGCUAUAAUAUAUCACGUGUAGGUUCAUGUAUCCACCACCUCGGUCAAGAUAGAGCAGUUUCAUCACCACGAGGAUCCCUCAUGUUGCUCUUUUAUAACCACACCCACUUCCCUCCUGCAACCCUCUACCCCUUCCCUAACUCCUGGCAACACAAAUCUGUUCUCCUUUUCUAAAAUUUUGUCAUUUCACAUAAUAUCUCUGUAUAAACAUAUAAUUACACAUACAUUUCUCUAUCACAUAUACUUUUUCAAAGUGUUCUUGCAUCCUUAUGACAUUUCUGCAAGGUAGCCAGGGAAGGCUUCCUUAUUUCAGGCCAGGAAAGAUUCUGAGAUGUUAAAUGAUGUAAUGAAGCUCAUGUGCUUAGCAGUACAUCUAGAACUGGGACCCAAGUCCUAGCACUUUUCUCCCUGACCAGACUACCUCUUCAUUUCAGAAGAUCUAGUUGUUAGAAUCCAAAGACCCUAGAAGGAGCACAAAUAGGAGGUGAGGACCUGAUGGCCUGUCCACCUGAAACAAAAGGUGAAUGUCUAGAGGUACCCAUUAGCAUUGUAGGCAGUUUGUUUCCUUGGCCAGUAGGGUCUCUGACCCCUAUAGCCUAGGACACAACUAUGAAAACUAUGAACUGCUUCCUGAUCUCAGAACCCCAGCUUGCUUUAUUCAGGCCUAAAAGGAACUGAGGAAUGAAUACCAGGAAGAAAUUCUGACCUUGAUUGCUUUGUCUUGCAGGCAGAGUAGAUUCUAGCCUUGGCAUUUUCAUUAGUGCAAUAUUUUCAUUAAAAUCUCUAUUAUCUUGUUUGCAGCAAUGAGAUGGAAUUAUCCCUCCUACCAGGCCUGAGGCGAGAUGUUGCAGAAGUGCUUUCAUUCCCUUGGGCAAUGAAGACACUAGAGUGUUCGGUUGGUCCAGUGGGCCGAUGAAGGCAGCCUCAAAAUGCAGUGGGGCUGGGACCUGGACUAGGGGGUCUUAACCCUUUGACACUUUGCCUGGGAGGAAGAGAACAACUGGUUUGAGCUUGUAACCCAGGAAGGAGGGAGGUCCCAGCUAGGGACAAGACUUCCCUCACCUUAGGUCCUCAUGCUUAUUAUCAGUUCUUCUCCCAACAAAGUUUGACUUUGAGAAGAAGCUGGCACAUGGUUGAAAUGCACUCACGCGGUUGGGGGGAAGUGUUCUCCCAGGCCUCCUCCCCACAGGGCCUCCUGCUUCUCCUAAAUACCUGUCAUCAAAGGAGAGAAAGAUGAAUUCCCCCUCAGCCCCCACACCUCACGGAGUUGUCAAGUACUCUCCCUCCCACCUCAAUAGGAAGCUGGAGCAGCAGGCCACGUUGCAGGUUGAGGAAGUCAGAAGUUAACUUGAGCAGAGUUUGCAGCUCUGGAGAGAUUGAGGAGCAGGCUUUUCUCUUGUCACUUUGGAAGUAGAGGAUUGUGAGGCUGCCCCUUUAAAUAGCAUUCCUGUAGGAGGCAGAUCACAUCCAUCCGUCACCACUGCCAAAAUAUCAUUUUUGGUCUCUAUCAAACUCAAAGCUUGCUGGAAGGGACCGUGGGGUUAGGGGAGUGAGGAGGCACGGUCUCCAAGGGGGCAGGGGCAGUUUGGAAGCUGAAAAGGAGAGGAAUGAGGUUGGGCAGAAGGAGCCUGGGAAAGGUGGGGGCAGGGAACAGGCGGAAAGAUAGGGAAAGAAGAAUAGCCGGUCUUUUGAGCCUAUGAAUGGAGCGGAUACAGCUGUUCUUAUCCCUCUAGAGCGAGGCUCUCAACCUGUGUGGGUCGCGACCCCUUUGGGGGUCAAAUGACCCUUU